UUGGUUAUUGCUGAAGCGUCACGAUAUAUACGACGAUAUGGCGCCAGUGAGCACGAGCAACAAGGCGAUUCAAGUGCCGAACCAACACAGCUCCAAUCGCAACGACAGCAAUGGCUUCAGAAAUCGCUCAGUGAUUUAAUCGCGACAAAUUCACUGAUCAAGCGAUGUGUUGAUGAGAAAUUGUUGGUGAUGUUGAGAUCAGUGAGCACUUCUGAAAGCGAUUGUUUCGAAACGCUUCUUCAGUUCAUUUGUGAGCGCAGAUUUGAUGCCGGCUUUGAGCUCAUUCAAACACUCAACGCACAACAACUCAAAUGGCCAUUCAGUGCACCGCUGAUAAUUGUUUAUCUGAAUCUGGAACAAUAUGAACGUUUGCUGGAGACGGUGGAUAGUGCGCUGUUGACGGAAAAACAUCUUGCACUCGCCCGUAUUACCGAUGAAUUUUUAUUGACCGCAAAAGCUGAAGCAUUAUACGGCAUCGCCGAUCAGUCUUCGUUGCAGUCGUUCGAUCAAAUAAUGAACUCGGAGCAUUUCCACAAUGAAAUUUGGACCUUUCUACAUUUGUCGAAGCUCGCCAAAUCAGACUGUUCAAAUGAUGAGUUCGUGAAAGAACUUGAUGAAGCAAAAGUCGAUGGUGAUGAGAGGUAUUGUUGGAUGGCAGCAAAAGCGUUGAGUAAUAACCAAAUAGAUGGAGCAGGAAUUAAUGCCAAGAAAGCACUGAGCGGGCAGUUGACUUCAUGGAGAGUUAUGCUAUUAUUAGCCGAAGUUCUGCUUCGUUUAGAUCCAAACGACCCGCACGCUACAUCGCUGCUGUUGAAGGUUAUCAAGCAGAACGGACCGAGUAGUCGCAUUUACUAUCGUCUCGCGCAAAGUCUGGCCGAACGGAGUCCGUCGAAAGCGUUGGGCUGUCUGGAAAUGGCCUUGAAAAUACGACCACAAUACCUUGAGGUUGUUCAAUUGCGUGAUCGUUUGCUCGGUUUAGAACAGCGAAAAGAAGAACAGUUGAAGAAUGUUGAACGUUUUAUUGGCGUACAACCCAGAUGCGUAUGGGCACUGAGACGAUGUGCUCUGCUUAAAUUGCAACUGAAUAUGAUCUAA
Messenger RNA from Anisakis simplex (herring worm), 1095 nucleotides. Lineage: Eukaryota; Metazoa; Nematoda; Chromadorea; Rhabditida; Anisakidae. The record is from the annotation of a GenBank genome assembly.